Messenger RNA from Cladocopium goreaui, 2850 nucleotides. NCBI's taxonomy places the organism in Eukaryota, Dinophyceae, Suessiales, Symbiodiniaceae. The record is from the annotation of a GenBank genome assembly.
AUGGCUAGAUCAAGCUUUCCCUGCAGACACAAGGCUGGAUCGGACACCUACGCACAUGACUUCGGCGAGGGAGCGAAGGUCCUUCGGCCUUACCAUUUGUCAUGGAGGUCGGACUUUGGCUUGUCGUCGCUGAUCGAGCCUGACGUCAUGGUGAUGCUGGCAGAGCUCAUCCUUGCGCAUGGACAACUCGUUCCUGGAGGGGAGGUAUGUGGCAUUGCCUCGGUUGGCCUGCGCGCUGCUCAGCAGACUCCGGGCGAUGUGCUGCCGCCUUUUUCCGUUGCCUAUGUGAAAGGCUGGAGGCGCUCUGUCACUUGCCUUGUCGUUGCUGAUGCGAUCAGAACGCUGAACAUUGAUGAUUCAGUGCUGCUGCCUCAGUACAAGGAUUCCAUGAGAUCUGUCUAUGCUACAGUUGGGCACUACUCCCAUGUGCAAGAUCAAGUGCUUGCUGCCCGAGGAAUCUCGAUCACUUCAACCCUGCGGCGUCCGCCGAACUGUUUCAACCUGUUGCGGCAACAUGAGGUUCUCAGCCGCGCCAAUGUGGCUGCUGAGGCAACAGCGGCUUCCAAGCUGCACGUUGAUGUGUGGGAGAGUGCAGCUGAAGUCGCGAGGGUAUUUCGUAUUGGCAAAAGUGAAGCUGGCGCAAUAUUGAAUUUGACCACGAAAGUGCAUCAAGACAUGGUGAUCAAGCUUCGCGAUGCAGUGCGCACACGAGGCAUGAAGGCUUUCCUCAACCAUGAAUGCAUUGCCCGUGACUUGUUCAACCUGACCUUCACUACGGGGACUGCAGGGCUAGAGCCGUGGGCUUCACAGCUUAUGAAUCGGGAGGACAAUGAGAUCGCACCAACCAUGCGAAAAGCUUGGACGUUCAAAGACGCUUCUUCUCUCCACGCAGCUUGCGGGGCUUUCCUACACUUUGUGCGGCUCUUGCAAAGCCAAGUGCCCCAAGCCGAUUUCCGACAGCGAGAAGCCAACCUCAGGCAACAGUUCGCAUUGGGAGUUUUCGACCCAGAUCUGCUGCAUGCCAUCGAGAGUUCUGUGCCCCCCUCCAGCCUGGACAGUGUGAGUUUCUUGAGGAGUUUGGCUGCUGAAAUCUCGCAGAGGCAUGCGCGGGAUGUUGAAGAGAAGAACAGGGAGCUUGCAGAGCGUGUGGCAGCUGCGACUAUGGACCAAAUCCGUGCCAAGCUGGAAGCUGACUUCGAGGAACUCAAGAAGCAUGUUCCAUCUGCAGAGAAAGAGGCGGUUGAAACGGCAUUGGACAUGAAGUACUUGCAAGAGCGUCAAAUGUUUGUGCUCGGUGAACCAACUUCAAUGCACACCACGCUGCGGGAGUUUGCGCAACACAGAAGUGAUAUGACUUUGGGUGAAGGCACACUGUACACCAUUGCAACAUUGGACGCAACUAUCUUCCCUUCGAACGCGCUACUGAUGAAGGGAGCGCUGGAAACGAUGAGCUGUUUGUUGAACAUCGGGGUGCAGAACAUUGCGCACAUCCAAUUGCCGAUCCCUCAGUCGAACACAACUCUGCAAGCAAUGACCAAGCACCGAAGAACGAUUGAGGAUUACCUGCUCUCACAGUCGUGUGGUUCACAAGCUGUAGGGUUGCACUUGACCAGACCCAAUGAUGCACAUGCAUCAGACAAACGCGGAUGCCUCCAAAGCUGUGUGGCUGUCUAUGUUGACUCAAAGACCUUUCCAUGGAGCCUACCCAUUCUGAUUGGACCAUUGGAGUUGAUCAGAGUCAGUGAUAUGCUUGGCUAUGAUGAGGUGAACCGCCCAGGUGUAACAGCCCGAGCAGAACAGAAAGGGAUCCCGGUGCACAUUGCAGUCAUCGAGGCUUACUUGAAGGGCUUGGAUUUGAAAGAAGAAGACAAGGUGAUUGUGUUUGACGUGCUUCCCAACAGGCACGCAGAGUUUGCACGGGCUAUUGUCAAGCGCAAGCUGAGUGGCAAGGUUCCUGAUGUUUCAUACUUUGGCGUCAUCAAGGACACUCAAAAGGAUGUUGUUUCAUCAAUUGAGGAGGACGUGUACAAUGCGUGGGACAGCAGCUCGGCAGCUCCGGCCAAAACACGUGUCAGAGAUGCAGCCGCAACCCCAACUUUGGACACUUUGAGCUGGGUGAACGGAUCUCCCAAAUUUCCUGAUGCUCUUAUUGCAAAGUUCCCGGAGGGAAGCCCGCAGUACAAAGAGAUUGUGAAGUUCAAGGAGCAGCUCAUAGGCAUGUUCCCGGAGACAGCAACCUCAUCCUCUACAGCAGUGACUGUCCGCGCAACUGGCUUGCCUGAUUUCUCGGGGGAGAAUGUGCUGGAUUUGGAGCGGGAAGUGUCACUUGAGACUUUCAGUGCUGAUGAAUUCAACCAGGAAGAGUUGGCAUCAUGUCCUGGAAGGGCUGGGAAGCCUUCGAUCAUGCUCACCAAAGACUACAAGCUGUUUUUGGGCAACAUCACUGAGGAAGAGAUGGUGUUGGCGUCAGGAGAGCUUUUCGGUUUCAACGUUGGGGCCUUCGAAAUCAAACUGAUCGCAGACAUGGAUUUAGUGGCGUACAAGAAAAAGGCAAUGCCAGUGUGCAUGGCUCUCUGCAAAAUCGCACGUGAACGUGGCCUGGGCGAGAUUGGCAUUUGGGCAGAUCCUGCUGGUGGAGCCGCCGGUGAAUCGACACCUGUGCCAUACCGGUAUGAUGUGGGUAUUGCAGAUCAAGGAAAAACCAAUUGCUUCAAACCGAACCCCUUGGCAAACAUGGAGGCAUCAAACCACAAGCCAGCAUCUUUUGGUGCCGUCUAUUUGGGGCAGAUGGGACGAGUGAUCAAGAAUAAGAAUGCCUCACUCUUGUGGGAAGAUUCUUGGACUUCAUAA